AUUUAAUUCUAUUGUAUUAUUCCGUCCUACUUAAGUACUUUUUGUUGUGAUAAAUAACUUAAUGGAUAGAAAUAAAGCACCGUUAAAUAUUGCUAAUAACCAAAAUUUCACUUAAAAUAAUCAACAGAACACUCAUUAUCAUUAUGAACAAUUAUAGUAGCAGCAAUAACCAAAUUUAGAAGAAGAAUAAGCCAUAAUUUAGUACUAUGUCUAUGAAGACUUUUAAAAUUUUCUUAAUCUUUUAUAUUCAUUUUAAGCUGUUAAAGAAUUUUUUAAAAAAAAUCCUGAACACAUUUUGAUUAAAAUUUCUGAAAAUAAACUAUUAACUCAAAUGAAUCUUUCAAAUUCCAUUCAUUAUGAUUUAUAAAUGACUUCAAAACAUCCUAAAUAAAUAGAAUGUUUAUAAAAAAAUAAAAAAGCUUUAAAAAGUCAAAUUAGAGAAGUAUGCCCUCAAGAAUUUGAAAAGGAAAUUAAAUUUUAUGAGGAAUAUUGCUUAAAUGAAAAAGUGAGUAUAAAAAGGCUGGAAUUAAAAGCCACUUAAUUAAAAGCAAAUUUUAAUGAGGGAGUUUUAUAAUAAAUUUUGCCCUAAAUUCAAACUGUUGAGAAUAAAGUUAAUUACAUAAGAAAAAACAAAAAGUAUUAAAUACCAUCAAUAUAAGAUAUGAAAAAAAUUGCUGAAUAAUACAAAGAUUAGACAAACCAGAAACUGAAGGAAUAAAAAAUCAAAUUAUGAUAAAUACAACAUUAAUAUACAAUGUAAUUAAAAUUGUU
Molecule: messenger RNA, 771 nt
Organism: Paramecium tetraurelia
Lineage: Eukaryota; Ciliophora; Oligohymenophorea; Peniculida; Parameciidae
Exons: 2
Source: RefSeq, a predicted model, not a curated record